AUGGCUCCAGACAACUACCACUUCAAGGGCACCCCCUGCACCACCCUCUCAGUCCACAGAGCAUCCCACGACAACGUCGCUAACGAUGUCCCCACAAGAUUCGAGCUCUUCCUCCUCGGCGACGGCGAGAAGAAAGUAACCUGGGCCCCCGAAACCCGUGUCCCCGACGCAGCAGUCUUCACCUUCAACAAGGAAGACCACACCCUCGCCAACCUCCUCCGCGCCAAACUCGCAAAGUCGCCCAACAUUCUCUUCUCCGCCUACAAAGUCCCUCACCCUCUGUUCGCUACCUUUGAAUUGCGCGUCCAGACCGAUGGAUCCCUCACACCCAAAGAUGCCAUCAUCAGAGCCUGUGGAGACUUGAUUCAAGAGCUGCAGAGAUUGGAUCAGGAGUUCACCAAGGAAUGGGAACUCAAGAAGAUCGCUGGUCAAGGCCGUGAUGGACUUUGA
Aureobasidium namibiae CBS 147.97 is the source of this 450-nucleotide messenger RNA. Its product is annotated as RBP11-like subunits of RNA polymerase. The transcript is spliced from 2 exons. Lineage: Eukaryota; Fungi; Ascomycota; Dothideomycetes; Dothideales; Saccotheciaceae. Gene Ontology annotation, biological process: transcription by RNA polymerase II. Gene Ontology annotation, cellular component: RNA polymerase II, core complex. Gene Ontology annotation, molecular function: protein dimerization activity. The record is from RefSeq and is a predicted model, not a curated record. The coding region runs from base 1 to 450 and encodes 149 amino acids.